Molecule: messenger RNA, 289 nt
Organism: Cucurbita maxima (winter squash)
Lineage: Eukaryota; Viridiplantae; Streptophyta; Magnoliopsida; Cucurbitales; Cucurbitaceae
Product: ubiquinol-cytochrome c reductase complex 6.7 kDa protein
Exons: 2
Coding region: 20-271 (83 amino acids)
Source: RefSeq, a predicted model, not a curated record
CAUUUAGAUCAGUACAUGUAUGGCUCCUUUUGAGCUAAGUAAGAGAUACAGAAACAUAAAAGAAAUGAUGACAGGUGAAAAGGGUUUGUUGAAGUUCCUCAGCCCAAAGCUCCGGAACCGCCUGCAUCCCAUCAACAUCGAAGCUGCUGUGCUAUGGAGUGUUGCAGGCACUGCCACUGCCCUUUGGCUUGUACAGCCAUUUGACUGGUUGAAGAAGAAGAUUUGGGGGGUGGAGGAAAAAACAGAAGACAAGGUGCAAAGUGAUGAAUAAGAUAGGAGUGUUGCAAAG